CCGCAGAUCUCAGGAAUAUUAACGGAUUUUUAUCUUUAUUUAAUAAUUGUGUUUCAAACUGCAAGGAGUGGAAAUUUGAAGCACUUGGAAGUAUUUUCUCUGCCAUAAAAUGUGGAGGCUGCAGAAGUUCUGGGCUCUGCUCUGUGUUCUCUGGUAUCUCCAGUCUGCUGCAGCUUCUCCUCCUGCAGCAUCCCCACCUUCUCCUCCUCCUCCAGUUGUGCAAUCCUCCCAUCCCUCUCAGGAGUUUCUGGCUCAGUUUACCCAGAUGAGCUCUCCAAACAGCGGGGACCGUAAACACCGGGAUGCCAGCGCCGUGCUGCCCUUCAUCGGCCUCACCAGCAGUGCUGAGCAGAGUCGUAACUGCUGUAAGAAUGGAGGAACUUGCAUCCUGGGCAGUUUCUGUGCGUGCCCCCCAUUCUUCACCGGGAGAAGCUGUGAAUACGACACCAGAAUUAGACGAUGUGAUUUUAUUCCUCAUGGAGAGUGGGUCCAGAAAGGCUGCUCCUACUGCCGCUGUUUCUACGGCAUCUUGCAUUGCUUCCCUCACAUGUUCAAUAAAGAUUGUGAUGACUCGGACGAGGAGGUGAUUUGGUAUCAUUCGUCGGCUGUCAGGACGGAUCCUCUCAGCUGUUUCCUGUAUCUGCUGCUCCUUCCUGUCCUCCUCGUUCUCUGAACUGCCCCUAAAACAGACUCCAGGGAAACGGGAAGCUCUUUAUUCCUCUGCAGAGGUGCUGCUUUCAUCUGCAGCCGGAAUUUUCUCUCCUGAACUCGCUGAACAGAUGAAGCUGAAGGACUGAUCAGAUGAUGAUGAUGUGAUGAUGUCAGCCUUUAAAGUGUUUCCUUAGUUUAUCCCAAAACGAAUGAAAUGGGAAUUUAAAGGAAACUGUACAUAAGAUUUAGUUUUUAUCUCUUUGUUUUCUCUUUGUGAAAGAAAAUACUUGUGAUUCUUGUUAAAAAC
Cyprinodon variegatus (sheepshead minnow) is the source of this 958-nucleotide messenger RNA. RefSeq names its product cryptic protein-like (gene tdgf1). The record is from RefSeq and is a predicted model, not a curated record. The coding region runs from base 110 to 673 and encodes 187 amino acids. The transcript has 6 exons. NCBI's taxonomy places the organism in Eukaryota, Metazoa, Chordata, Actinopteri, Cyprinodontiformes, Cyprinodontidae.